Molecule: messenger RNA, 741 nt
Organism: Helobdella robusta
Lineage: Eukaryota; Metazoa; Annelida; Clitellata; Rhynchobdellida; Glossiphoniidae
Exons: 5
Source: RefSeq, a predicted model, not a curated record
UGGGCGUAUUCGGGGGUUAAUUUUUCGUUAGCAAGCAGUGGGGGGCCUGAUUGUGUCACAUUUCUCACGGUUGAAAGAAAAAUCUUGGAAACUGUUUUGAUUUCAUUUCUUUCAAUUUUGCAAAUCUCUUUUGCCUGGUCAGACAUUAAAUCAGCUAGCGUUAAUUUUCAAAAUGUGGGCAAGGUUGAUGAUCGGAUCAGCAACAGCAUGAAUAAAUUUUUAGCGUUGUUGAGCUUGGCCUUUGGAAUUGAAAUUGGUUUCAAGUUGUCUACAAGGCAAGUUAUUUGGCUGCUUAAUCCAUGCCACAUGAUCACAAUGGCUCAGAUAUUUCUCCUUAGUGCAACACCAAGCAAAACUUCGUUAAUCAUCUUCCGAUUGCAUUUAUAUUAUUUAAUCGGCCCUAUAAUAGCUCUCAUCAUUCCAGUUGUUCAUUCUAGAAAAUUACUGCUUGAAAGAGAGAUGUACUUUAUUCAGCAUGUUCUCAUCUUAGUUGCACCUUACUUCAUAAUGAAAAAUAAAGCUUACACAGUUGAGAGAAAAAAUGACAUGAGUUGGCCUGUGAUGGCGCAGGGCCUUGUCUUCCUCUUCCAUUUCACAGUACUACAAGCUCUCUCCAUUCUGACACAGGUGAACAUAGACAACAUAAUUUGCCCAGCAUCAGCUGAUCCAUUUUCAGGUCAGUGGUACAGGAUGGUCGGUGUUGCACAUCAAACCUUUCUCAUCACCAUUACUGGAAAACUU